Messenger RNA from Scheffersomyces amazonensis, 1413 nucleotides. RefSeq lists its product as uncharacterized. The record is from RefSeq and is a predicted model, not a curated record. Gene Ontology annotation, cellular component: mitochondrion. The transcript has a single exon. Gene Ontology annotation, biological process: mitochondrial electron transport, NADH to ubiquinone; NADH dehydrogenase complex assembly. NCBI's taxonomy places the organism in Eukaryota, Fungi, Ascomycota, Pichiomycetes, Serinales, Debaryomycetaceae. Bases 297 to 1112 code for a protein of 271 amino acids.
GAAUUAUACGUGAAGUUAUAGAGCAUUGUAUAAUUGAAAGUAUUAUAUGAAUAUAAAUAUUAGCUAAUUUUUCGUAUAAUUUAGUUCCAAAUUUUUUUAAUCUGAUUUAUAAUUUCAUUUGUUAUUUGACGGACUAACUUAUAAUAUCAUCUGAUUUUAUUUGCAAGGUAAAACCAUCUUAUAUAUACUCAAUUAUUCUCAGUCAAUUCACUUAUUGCCUAUACCAUUGACUGAAUUUUAUUGCCUUACAUCUAUACCAUUAUCAACUUCAUUUAUUUAUAAUUGCUGAUUCAAUAAUGUCAUUAAGAACUUUAGGAUUAAACUCCACUGUUAAAAAUUUAUUCACAAGACAUACAGAUAUAACUAGAACAGUUUCUACUGUUUUGGAUUUCAGAAAUGAAGGAUCUAAAGACGUUGAAUCUAUCAUGACAAGAUCGGAUAAAGAAUUGGGAGGUUACUCAACUGUUAAUUUCACAAUUGAUCCUGAAGAAAAUGUGGGUCAUUUUCAUGGUUAUCUUAGUUUGGAUUUACCAAAGGAUAAUCCAGAAGUUACUAGACUGGGUUAUGCAAUGUUCAGAACCAAAGAUCAAAAAGAAUCAUGGAUCUCUGGUGAUUCUUAUUGGGAUUGGUCAAAUUUCGAUUCAUUGGUUAUGAGAGUUAAAGGUGACCGUAGAAAAUAUUUAUUGAAUAUUCAAGCAAAUACUCCAUUGGUAACUGAUUUAUUUCAACAUCGUCUUUUCUUACAUCAUCCUGGUCAAUGGGAAACAGUUGUCAUUCCAUUAAAUGAUUUUGUCAUGACUAAUUGGGGAGUUAUCCAAGAUGGAUCCGAUAUAAACAAAGCAGAAGUUAAAACAUUUGGUGUAGGUCUUUUAGAUAAACAAUAUGGUCCUUAUUCUUUGAAGAUUGACUGGGUUAAAGUCAUGACUGGAGCUGAAGUAUUGAAAGAAACUAAUAAAUCAAGAUCCCAAUUAAUUCACGAAGAUCAUGUUAAUAAUGGAGGUAUUGAAAAUGAUCCAAUUGAUCCACAUAAACAUGCUCUUCAUGAGCAACAAACUGCUGGAUCUCCUCUUCACACUAUUAAGCCAGAAGAACCAAAGGGCACCUUAUUUUAGAUUUUUAAUAUCUAGAAGAGUGAAAGUUGCUGGUUAACUUUUUAAAAUUACAGAUUCUAUUUGAUUUCAAUUUCUUAUGUAAUGAUUGAUUGGUCCUAAAUACUGGUUAUUUACUUACUUCAAUUGUUAUUUACAUACAUUUUAUUUAUUAUAAUUAUAGCUCAAGAUACAUACAUACACACAUACAUUUACAAUGUUCUGUAUCAUGCUCAAUUGCAUUGCAUAAUAUUAUGGAUUGAAUAUUGCAUCUUCUAUAUGAAAAAUCUCUUACAUAAAAAUAUAAAAAAACUGAAAAAAAAUA